AUGGCUUUUUGGGGCAUCGAGGUGAAACCUGGGAAGCCAAUCACUCACAAUUGCGAAAAGGCUAGAGGAAGGCUUCGAAUUUCUCAGGCAACUCUUGGAAUUGGAGAUGCUACAAUCAGUUCAACAGUGCAGUGUAAUAUAGGUACAAGGAGUCCGGUUAUGCUCUGUGUGUUGAUGCCUGGAAAAAUGGAGUUUUUCCAUUUAAAUUUGGAAUUCGAGGAGGCUGACGAUGUGGUCUUUUCUGUUAUCGGCCCACGAAGUGUGUAUCUCACUGGUUAUUACGUCCAGAAAAUUCAGGGCGUAUGUCCGCACAAUGAUUUGUCGGUGAAAAGUCAAAAGCCAGAAAGGAAAAGAAAAAGGAACUUAAAAAAGACCAGCAAAAUAAAAAAGCCCUCAAAAAAGGAGGAGAAAACCCACACCAUUCAAGCAGACAAAGAUAACAACACUGUUCUGGGAGAGGAUAAUGUGCACGAGAUGAGAAAGAGUGAGCUGGAGCUGAAAGGAAUCAGUGACAAUGGUUUACAGCAUGCUGAAAACCAGACUCAAGAACAACCGGGCAUCAUGGAAACUGACCACCAAAAGCAGACCAUAUCAAAGGGGGGGUUAAUCAUUGAAGAAUUAGACAGUGGACCACCUGAUGCAAAAGUAGCUGCACCUGGUAAAAAGGUCAAAAUUUAUUACACGGCCAUGGUGAAGGACACGGGCCAUGUUUUUGAUUCGAAUGUUGGUAAAGAUGCUCUGUAUUUUCGGUUGGGCGAUGAAGCAUUCAUUGAUGGUUGGAAUGUUGGCAUAGAUGGUAUGCGUAUUGGUGGAAAGAGGAGGCUUAUCGUCCCACCUUCAAUGGGUUUUGGAGAUAGCGCAUUGGAAGAAGAUGUUCCACCGAACUCAUGGUUGAUAUACGACAUUGAGCUGCUUAGUGUACUAAGAUAA
Striga hermonthica is the source of this 930-nucleotide messenger RNA. The record is from the annotation of a GenBank genome assembly. NCBI's taxonomy places the organism in Eukaryota, Viridiplantae, Streptophyta, Magnoliopsida, Lamiales, Orobanchaceae.